GUAUGAACUUGUGUAUGAUUUAAGCUGCAGGAGGAGGAAGAAGUAACAAGAAGACGAACGGACGAGCAAGUAGGACGUCUUUCCUAGCCGCCCUUCACGUGUUUUUUCUUCCUCCCCUUAAAUCCACAUUUUGCGUGCAAAGCGAAGUUACGCACGUUAAAAAAAAAAAAAAGCGUCGAGCGAAGACGCGCACCAAACCAAAAAGGAGAAAGCAAGCAGAAGGAGGCACAAGAGUGGCUAUGGAUACGUUCUCGCGGAUUCUCCUGCUCCUCCUGCUCCUGCACUUCGCUGCGGUCUUGUCCCUGUCCACACAUGUGGCAAUGGUGUACCCCCAGGACCCCGUCCUCCGCGUGGGCUCCAACCUGACGGCCAGUUGCUGGGUGCCACCGGACGCCGGCGUCCACGCCAGUUCGCUGUACUGGACGCUGAACGGCCAGCGGCUGCCCGCCUCCACGUACCGAACGCUCAGCCCCAGCAACCUCAGCGUGACGCUCAGCGGUCUCAACGCCUCGCGGCAGAAGUCCGGCGACAAUCUGGUGUGCCACAACCACAAGGGUCACAUCCUGGCCGGCUCUUGCAUCUACGUCGGAAUGCCUCCGGAGAAGCCUCUCAAUUUGACAUGCUGGUCUCGGAACACCAAAGACCUGACGUGCAGCUGGGCGCCGGGAGGGAAGGGGGAGACCAGCAUUAGCACCCAGUACUUGCUCAAGUACAAGCUCAGGUGGUACGGAAAGGAGAAGGAGUGCGAGGAGUACACUCACACUCGGCCAUACUCAUGCAGCAUCACUCGCGACCUGCAUCUCUUCACCCCCUACGAGAUUUGGGUGGAGGCGUCCAAUCAGCUGGGCCGCGCCUCCUCUGACGUCAUCAUGUUGGACAUUCUCGACGUGGUGACCACGGACCCUCCGUCAGGGGUGACAGUGAGUCGUGUGGGGCAGUUGGAGGACCAGCUGAGCGUUCGCUGGGAGGCCCCGCCGGCACUCAAGGACUUCCUGUUCCAGGCAAAAUACCAAAUCCGUUACCGACUGGAGGACAGCCAAGACUGGAAGGUGAUGGAUGACGUCGGCAACCAGACGUCUUGCAGGCUGGCGGGACUCAGACCUGGAACUGUGUAUUUUGUGCAGGUCCGAUGUAACCCGGUGGGCAUCUACGGUUCCCGCAAAGCUGGAAUCUGGAGUGAAUGGAGUCAUCCCACCGCUGCGUCCACACCGCACAGUGAGCGGACGGCGUCAGGCUCCUGUGACCCCAAGUCGAGCGCCGACUCCAACUCGACGCUACGCCGCGAGCUGAAGCAGUUCUUCGGCUGGGCCCGCAAACACGCCUACGGCUGCAGCAGCAUGUCCAUGAAGCACUACGACCAGUGGCGGGUGCUCAUGCAGAAGUCGCACAAAGCACGCAACCAGGUAGGUUCUCCAAGGGGAUAAAUCAUAGCACAUGCGCAGUGGAAAAACAACACAGAGCGAUUGGAAUGACUGCCAGAGGAUUAUCGUAAAAAUGAGAAAGACUGUUUUUUCCUGUUGUUUUUUUUUUUUUACGGCAAGAUGACAUCUGGAGAUGUUGCUUUUUUCAUCCGUUAAAAGGCUCUUUUGGCAACCGGCACAUUUUUGACACACAAACAAAAAACCUUUCCGGUUCGGCACAUGUGAAUUUGCAUUUUGGCAGGUUUUUUUUGGGCGGGGGGCUUGUCUGAAAUUUGAAAAUGUUGUGUCGUUUAGGUUUUUUUUUUUUACUUUUAUAACACAAGGGCGGCCCGGUAUUCCAGUGGUUAGCACGUCGGCUUCACAGUGCAGAGGUACCGGGUUCAAUUCCAGCUCCGGCCUCCCUGUGUGGAGUUUGCAUGUUCUCCCCGGGCCUGCGUGGGUUUUCUCCGGGUGCUCCGGUUUCCUCCCACAUUCCAAAAACAUGCGUGGCAGGCUGAUUGAACACUCCAAAUUGUCCGUUGGUGUGAGUGUGGGCGUGGAUGGUUGUUCGUCUCUGUGUGCCCUGUGAUUGGCUGGCAACCGAUUCAGGGUGUCCCCCGCGUACUGCCCGAAGACAGCUGGGAUAGGCUCCAGCACCCCUCGCGACCCUAGUGAGGAUCAAGCGGCUUGGAAGAUGAAUGAAUGAAUGGAUGAACUUGACACAAUGACACCUUGGGACAAUUUAGAGUCUUCCACAAUGACACCUUGGGACAAUUUAGAGUCUUCCAUUAACCUGCUAACGGAUGUUUUUGGAAUGUGGGAGGAAACCAGAGUACCCAGAGAAAACCCACAUAGGCACGAGGAAAACUCUACACAGGAAGGCCCAGAAUCGAACGCUGGACCUCUGCACUUUGAGGCCAGUGUGCUAAGCAGUCGCCCACCGUGCUGCCCCAAAAUUACUACACAAAUUUAAUUUGUACUUGUGUCCUAUUUUUUGGGGACAGGCAUUUUUGGGCGUUUCGUAAAACGCACUGGAAGUGCAAAUAGGUGAGUGAAUCGCUGAGAUUGCACCCCCUCGCCCACACCACUCUACUCUACUAGCGUGGGGAAAAAAAUGAAUUGAUUAAUAGUUAACUGCGAAUAUGCGGUGAAUUACAGUUCACUGCAUGGUCCAAAUGCGCAAUUCGGUGAAUGUCAAUUUGGGGUUUUUUUGUAUCGCCUAUGCUGUAGUUUAGAUUUACAAUGAGUGAAUAACAUUUGGAUGAUAUUAAGUUUACUUGAACAAGGUAUUUGUGUGUAUCCUCAUUUGAAAGAAAUGUACCCGAUUCGGUUUUGAAAAUCUCAAAUCAACGCGACCCUCAUCAUCAUCAUGCAGUAUAAAUGCGUUAAAAAGUGCCACAGGGUUUUUGUUUGUUUGUUUUUAAAGCUGUCAUCUCUUGCCUUGCCUUUAUUUUUGUACUGAAUCAUAUCGGCAUAUUUAAGAGUGUGUAAAGUUAAUGCGUUUUAUUGUUUAAGUUAUGUUUUAGCCAAUGAAUAAAUAAUGACUGACUGAAUUUA
Hippocampus zosterae (dwarf seahorse) is the source of this 2957-nucleotide messenger RNA. It is a transcript of the gene crlf1a, whose product is annotated as cytokine receptor-like factor 1a. Gene Ontology annotation, biological process: cytokine-mediated signaling pathway; immunoglobulin mediated immune response. Gene Ontology annotation, cellular component: external side of plasma membrane. Gene Ontology annotation, molecular function: protein binding; cytokine receptor activity. The coding region runs from base 240 to 1424 and encodes 394 amino acids. The transcript is spliced from 9 exons. NCBI's taxonomy places the organism in Eukaryota, Metazoa, Chordata, Actinopteri, Syngnathiformes, Syngnathidae. The record is from RefSeq and is a predicted model, not a curated record.